This is a messenger RNA of Sphaerodactylus townsendi, 2049 nucleotides long. RefSeq names its product beta-Ala-His dipeptidase-like. Gene Ontology annotation, molecular function: dipeptidase activity. Gene Ontology annotation, biological process: proteolysis. The transcript has 12 exons. The coding region runs from base 189 to 1703 and encodes 504 amino acids. Gene Ontology annotation, cellular component: cytosol. The record is from RefSeq and is a predicted model, not a curated record. NCBI's taxonomy places the organism in Eukaryota, Metazoa, Chordata, Lepidosauria, Squamata, Sphaerodactylidae.
UGAAUAUUGCCUUCACGACAAAACAAAUAAAUACGUAUCAACAAAUAAUAUCAACAAAUACACGGAUUUGCUUUUAUAGCUACAAAUUGAAAGAUCUGCAGUGAGAAUCAGAUCUUCAGAUGUAGUUUCAUAUUCUGUGCUGAAUAAGACGCUGAAAAUUUAAUCCUCUUCCUAUCUGGACUUUAAUCAUGAUAUUCCUUGUCUGUCUAAUCAUGCCGCUCCUUGAUUUGAGUGAGUCCUCAUCAAAACCUUCCGAUGAUGAGCAAAAGAUUUUCCAGUACAUCGAUCAUCAUCAAGAUAUAUUUGUUCAGAAUCUGUCAGACUGGGUGGCUGUGGAGAGUGAUUCCAUACAACCACACUUAAGAGGAAAUAUAACUGAAAUAGUAAAGAUAGCAGCAGAUAGUCUCCGGGCUUUAGGAGCUACUGUAGAGUUGAGGAACGUGAGCGCUCAAGAUGAGCCCUAUGUCCAGAACCUUUCAUUACCUCCUGUUAUUCUAGCAGAGCUUGGGAAUGAUACAGAAAAACCCACUGUGUGUUUUUACGGACAUUUGGAUGUGAUGCCUGCCAAAAAGGAAGAUGGAUGGAAAACAGAUCCCUACAGAUUGACUGAAGUGGAUGGAAAACUUUAUGGGCGUGGGACAACCGAUAACAAGGGGCCUGUUUUAGCCUGGAUAAAUGCAGUGAGGACUUUCAUAGCGCUAAACAUGACCUUGCCAGUAAAUAUCAAGUUUCUUCUUGAAGGCAUGGAAGAAGCAGGAUCCCUUGGGCUAGAAGACUUACUUAAAGAAGAAAACAAAAUAUUUUUCUCUAAUGUUACAUAUAUUGUAAUUUCGGAUAACAUUUGGCUCAGCAACGAAAAGCCAGCUCUAACAUAUGGAACUCGGGGAAAUGCUGGCUUCUUUGUGGAGGUAGAAUGCUGUAAAAAAGAUCUCCAUUCAGGAUCCUUUGGGGGCAUCAUCCAUGAAGCAAUGUCUGAUUUGGUAGCCCUUCUUGACAGUCUUGUGGAUUCAUCAGGUCGUAUUCUGAUCCCUGGAAUCUAUGAAGAUGUCGCUAAUAUUACAGAUGAGGAGAUGAAGCUGUAUGCACCAAUAGAUUUCAACUUUGAUGAACAUAAAAUGAAUAUUGGAGUAAAAGAAUUUCUUUAUAAAACUAAGGAUGAUAUCCUGUUAAACAUGUGGCGUAACCCAUCUCUCUCUAUUCAUGGGAUAGAAGGAGCUUUUUCUGAACCUGGCAUCAAAACAGUCAUACCUUCAAAAGUAAUAGGGAAAUUUUCAAUCAGACAAGUUCCUAAUAUGAACCUUCCUACUGUGGAAAGUCAGGUGAAAGAGCAUUUAAACAACGUAUUCUCUAAAAGGAACAGCCCAAACAAAUUGACUGUGUCUAUGCAAGUGGGUGCAAUGCCCUGGAUUGCUAAUGUUAAGGACCUGCAGUACGAAGCAGCUAGAAGAGCAAUCAAAACAGUAUUUCAGCAAGAUCCAGAUAUGAUUCGGGAUGGAUCAACAAUUCCAGUUGCCAAGAUGUUUGAGGAUAUAACAAAGAAGAGUAUAAUGAUGUUUCCAAUUGGAGCAGCCGAUGAUGGAGAACACUCCCAGAAUGAGAAAAUAAACAGGCUCAGUUACAUCAAUGGAACAAAAGUAUUUGCCUCCUUUUUACUGGAGAUCUCAAAGCUUCACGGUGCCUCCAAACUGAUGACUGCAACUUAACACAAAGGUGGUAAAACAGGCUGGGCAUCAUUAGUGCUAUGCUGCUUUGUCGUCACAGUCCUUGGGUCUAGGGUGCCCCACUAGGAUAUGCUUUGCCUUCCUCUUCAACUUUUGUGAAUUUAAUAUUCAAGGCUAGGCAAAACUAUUAUGCAUCCACAAUCAUGAGACUGUUAUUUCCCCUGUUUAUUCUGCUGUUGUAGCCCUUUAUGCAUCUAAUAUAUAAAAUUGCAUCUGUAUUAUUACUGGUUUCUAUCCUUUGUAAAUCCUCUAAAAUGUAGUGGACGAGAACAAUGAAUUUUGCCUUGAUACUGCUACAUAAUAAAGUAACAGUCUUCAGCUUCCUCAA